AAAUCUACGCUACUAUCAUCGACCUCAAGCCCAAGACACCGCCGACGCCGACAACCAUGGUCAACAUCCCCAAGACUCGCCGGACUUACUGCAAGGGCAAGACGUGCAAGAAGCACACGCCCCACAAAGUGACACAAUACAAAAAGGGCAAAGAUUCGCUGUUCGCUCAAGGAAAGCGUCGUUACGACCGUAAGCAAUCAGGAUACGGUGGUCAGACUAAACCUGUCUUCCACAAGAAGGCAAAGACAACGAAGAAGGUCGUGCUGCGGCUGGAGUGCACAGUGUGCAAGUACAAGAUGCAGCUUUCAUUGAAGCGUUGCAAACACUUCGAGCUCGGUGGUGAGAAAAAGACAAAGGGUGCUGCGCUCCAAUUCUGAGCGCCUUGGGAGCCGUUUCAUAUUUUUGUUUUCCAUUGCUAUGUAUCCCCAAGUACAUUAUGACAUGACAUGCAUGCAUAUCAACUUACGUGUGA
Molecule: messenger RNA, 472 nt
Organism: Suillus discolor
Lineage: Eukaryota; Fungi; Basidiomycota; Agaricomycetes; Boletales; Suillaceae
Product: 60S ribosomal protein L44
Exons: 7
Coding region: 57-377 (106 amino acids)
Biological process (GO): translation
Cellular component (GO): ribosome; cytosolic large ribosomal subunit
Molecular function (GO): structural constituent of ribosome
Source: RefSeq, a predicted model, not a curated record